Molecule: messenger RNA, 657 nt
Organism: Nelumbo nucifera (sacred lotus)
Lineage: Eukaryota; Viridiplantae; Streptophyta; Magnoliopsida; Proteales; Nelumbonaceae
Product: large ribosomal subunit protein eL34-like
Biological process (GO): translation
Cellular component (GO): ribosome
Molecular function (GO): structural constituent of ribosome
Source: RefSeq, a predicted model, not a curated record
AUAUAACCUCUGUUUCAAUCAUUCUCAUCUCUCACAUAAGGAAGCGAGAGAUACUAAGGCUCGAGCUCGAAAAUGGUUCAGCGUCUUACGUACCGGAAGCGGCAUAGUUAUGCCACCAAAUCCAACCAAACACGGGUCGUCAAAACCCCAGGUGGGAAGCUCGUUUUCCAGAACACCAAGAAGAGAGCCAGUGGGCCUAAGUGUCCUGUUACCGGAAAGAGAAUCCAAGGGAUUCCUCACUUGAGACCUGCUGAAUACAAGAGGUCUAGAUUAUCCAGGAACAGGAGGACAGUGAAUCGUGCUUAUGGUGGGGUACUGUCUGGAAGUGCCGUACGGGAGAGAAUAAUUCGAGCCUUCUUAGUGGAAGAACAAAAGAUUGUGAAGAAGGUGUUGAAGAUCCAAAAGGCGAAAGAAAAGCAAGCCAUGAAGAGCUGAACCGGGAAUUGAAGGGUUUUUAUGAUUUUGUUAUUAAUGUGGUUUUGCUUAUUAGUUUUCAGAGUUUGGACAACUGUGAUUACUGGUACCAUUUCGAUAGCGAAUCUGUUCACUAGUUUUGUAUUUUGAGUAUUAUUUUUUUGGAUAUCGAGAAGAACAAGAUCAACUCUUAUAAUGUUAGAAUAGUAAUUUAGUUUCGUUUCUUGCUGUUUGAUCUCUUAA